Leptonychotes weddellii (Weddell seal) is the source of this 3098-nucleotide messenger RNA. It is a transcript of the gene KCNK5, whose product is annotated as potassium two pore domain channel subfamily K member 5. Gene Ontology annotation, cellular component: plasma membrane. Lineage: Eukaryota; Metazoa; Chordata; Mammalia; Carnivora; Phocidae. Gene Ontology annotation, molecular function: potassium ion leak channel activity; outward rectifier potassium channel activity. The record is from RefSeq and is a predicted model, not a curated record. Gene Ontology annotation, biological process: potassium ion transmembrane transport; stabilization of membrane potential.
GAGGACGGCCCACGUGUCUCCCCAGAGUCCGGCCUUGAGUUCCCCCAGCUACUUUUACCCCCGCGAGCCAGGGCGCCCCCUUGCCCCCCGCUUGGUGUCCGUCCGCCCCCACCUCCGCCCGCCUGCGGGAGCAACGCUUCGUACAGUUACCCGCGCUUGGUGGGCCAAUUUGAAGGAGCAACUUUGUCCGGGGAGCGGCGCCGGGGGGUGGGGGGAAUAGGGCACUGCGCAUGCGGAGCUCCAAAUUCAAACAGCUGUUUCCAGAGGCUGGAGGGCGCGUGGACCCGGAGCCGCUGGGGCUAGGGGAGGCUUUCUCCAGGAGGCGGCCGCUCAGGAGCCAUGGUGGACCGGGGCCCACUGCUCACCUCGGCCAUCAUCUUCUACCUGGCCAUCGGGGCAGCGAUCUUCGAGGUGCUCGAGGAGCCGCACUGGAAAGAGGCCAAGAAAAACUACUAUACACAGAAACUGCAUCUGCUCAAGGAGUUCCCGUGCCUGGGCCAGGAGGGCCUGGACAAGAUCUUACAGGUAGUAUCUGAUGCUGCAGGACAGGGCGUGGCCAUUACAGGGAAUCAGACGUUCAACAACUGGAACUGGCCUAAUGCAAUGAUUUUUGCCGCCACGGUCAUUACUACCAUUGGCUAUGGCAAUGUGGCCCCCAAGACCCCUGCCGGGCGCCUCUUCUGUGUCUUCUAUGGUCUCUUUGGGGUGCCGCUCUGCCUGACGUGGAUCAGUGCCCUGGGCAAGUUCUUCGGGGGACGUGCCAAGAGGCUGGGCCAGUUCCUCACCAAGAGAGGCGUAAGCCUGCGGCAGGCGCAGAUCACGUGCACGGCCAUCUUCAUUGUAUGGGGCGUCCUGGUCCACCUGGUGAUUCCGCCCUUCGUGUUCAUGGUGACCGAGGAAUGGGACUACAUCGAGGGCCUCUACUACUCCUUCAUCACCAUCUCCACCAUCGGCUUCGGCGACUUUGUGGCUGGUGUGAACCCCAGCGCCAACUACCACGCCUUGUACCGCUACUUUGUGGAGCUCUGGAUCUACCUGGGGCUGGCCUGGCUUUCCCUCUUUGUCAACUGGAAGGUGAGCAUGUUCGUGGAGGUCCACAAGGCCAUCAAGAAGCGGCGGCGGCGGCGGAAGGAGUCCUUUGAGAGCUCCCCACACUCCAAAAAGGCUCUGCAGAUGACUGGGAGUACGGCGUCCAAGGACGUCAACAUCUUCAGCUUUCUGUCCAAGAAGGAGGAGACCUACAAUGACCUCAUCAAGCAGAUCGGGAAGAAGGCAAUGAAGACGAGUGGGGCUGGGGAGAGGGUCCCAGCACAGGGGCUGGGGCCUCAGGGGGGUGGGCUGCCAGCCCUCCCCACUUCCCUGUCCCCCCUGGUGGUUUACUCCAAGAACCGGGUGCCCAGCUUGGAAGAGGUGUCUCAGACGCUGAAGAGCAAAGGCCAUGUGUCGCGGCCCCCCAGCGACGAGGCCGGGGCAGGGCCCCCCAAGGAAGGCUCCCCGACCUCCGAGGUGUUCAUUAACCAGCUGGAUCGAAUCAGCGAGGAGGGUGAGCCAUGGGACGCCCAGGACUACCACCCGCUCAUCUUCCAGAACGUCAGCAUCACCUUUGCGGACGAGGAGGCCGGCCUCUCGGACGAAGAGACAUCCAAGUCCUCCAUAGAGGACAACCUGGCUGGGGAGGAGAGGCCCCAGGAGGGGGCCGAAGCUGAGGUGCCCCUGAACCUGGGCGAGUUCCCCUCGUCGGACGAGUCCACCUUCACCAGCACUGAGUCUGAGCUCUCUGUGCCUUACGAACAGCUUAUGAACGAGUACAGUCAGUCCGACUGCCCCAGAGGCACGUGAGGCAGGGCCGGCUCCCCACCCCACCUCCGAUGGCUUCUGUUCCCCUCAUCCUGGGGCAUCCUACUACAGCUGGGACCUCUGGCCCCUGGUGGGGGGCAGCCCUGGAACUGGGAGUGGGGGGCCAGGGGCCUUCCUCACCUUCCAUCCCCUCCGGCUAGAUGCUACGGGUCAAACUCAGCGUGCGCCCAGGACAGGGCCUCGGUUCUCUGGCUGAAUGGGCACCCUGGCAGUGGGAGGCGUCUGGCCUGAGUAUGGCUGGUGUAUUUGAUGGUUCAGAGACAUGUAUGGGCUGGCAGGUGACCCUCCGGGGGGAGGCCUGCACCUGCAUGGGUCUUCGGACGUCCUUCGGUUGAGCAUUUCACACGGUUCUCUUAGGCUUGGGGCCCCGGCCGUUUGAGUUCACCAGUAUUAAUGAGCUCCUGUGUGCCCAGCACGGAGCUAGCUAUUUCAGAAAGAGAGGAGGGAGGGCACUGUGAGCCCUGGGUCCUGCCUUUGCAGGAGGUACAGCAAUGGUGUGGGGGCACUGAGCACUUCAGCUCCUCAGCAAAUAGCAGGGUGCUGUGUGGGGUGCAUGUAUAAGCAUCCCCCAACCCCACCUUGUCUGCCUAUCAGGCCCUACUGCAAAGCCCAGUAGGGAAGAGGCGCCCAGGGGAAGGGAAAGGGGAGAUCCUAGGCUGAUGCUGAAACACUCCUAUCCUAAUACACAGGACCUGAGCAAGCUCUGAGUUGGCCCAGGGUCCUAGGCCUUCUGGUUUUGCUCAGACCAAGCCACCCGGAGCCCAGUUCCCUGACUCACCCUUUGGCCAGGUGAUGGCAGAGGCAGGCUUUCUCCCUCCCUGGGAAAGCUGCGGGAAGAGAGGGUAGCGGUAGCCAGGGAGCUGCAGGAGGAAGCUCAGCUCUGGUUCCUUCUGUCCCCAGCCUCCCCUGUGCCCCAAACAAGGACCUCAUGGCUCCCUGGCCCUCGUGGCCCCCAUGGUGGGGGAGGCCGAGUCGCUCUUGGCUUACACGUGGGAUGGGCCAAAGAUGUGAAUCUGCUCCCCUGCUGCAGCCACGGUUUGGCAUUUGUGUCCGCAGGUGCGCAUGUGUGUUUAAGAAAAGACUGGGGACACGGGGAGCAAAUGAUAAUGUGAAACUGUAUACAGACUGUUUCUGGUGAGGGGCCGGCAGAGUUCUCGGGGUCUCCGCGAUACGCACCCUUAGGGCCAGCCCUCUCUGCCCUGUAUGUUUUGUUAUUUUUUAAAUAAACUGCUGUUUUGAUA